Molecule: messenger RNA, 960 nt
Organism: Coniophora puteana RWD-64-598 SS2
Lineage: Eukaryota; Fungi; Basidiomycota; Agaricomycetes; Boletales; Coniophoraceae
Exons: 3
Coding region: 1-960 (319 amino acids)
Source: RefSeq, a predicted model, not a curated record
AUGCCCAGUCUCUUUUCCUCAGAAUCGAGUCCUCGUCUACCUCCUUUUGAGAGACUCCUUGUUCUUGGCUCAUAUCCUGUCGCCUCGCCAAUACACCUCUGUAUCUCGGUCCUCGCAGAGCUCGCCAGUACUAGCGCCCCGAACACAGAGUCGCUCAGAAGCCUCAGCGCUCAGCACCAUGCUCUUAUCAUCUCGCCCUCACGUCCGAAACUGCUCGCAGGGCUCCGCGACGUCCAGCGCGCUCCGACAUGGGUGCGCGACGAGGCAGGCACAGGACGCGUCAUGGGUCUCGCUCGUGGCGUGCAGCUCUUCUACCCUGCAACACCAGGCGAGCUUGCCGCGCUCCUUCUGUCACUCCGCACAGACGCACACGGCGCCCUUGACAACAAAAUGACGCUGGCCGGCCCACCUGCCCUCGUCGUCCUUCACGAACCUUCUUCGUACUUUCUCGACGGCUGGCGAGACAGCGAAUGGACCGUAUCCUCGUACCUGAUGCUCGUCGUCCACGUACUAGGAACCCUCGCAUUCCUGACGUCCAAAGAACAAAGGCAAGCAUCUCGCCCCGCAUCACGCUGUGCUCAUCCUCCUCAUCAUGAUGCACCUCCGGACAGCUGCCCUCCGAUCCGCUUCGCACUCUUCGACUCCCGCCUCCACACACUCAAGCUCCCCGUCGUACGAGUACCUCCGCCCGGGCCAUUCGAGGACACCGGACCUGAGAGAGCUGCCACCUCAGGCGAGGGAGACGACGCAGCCAAGGAUGUGCUCGUCUUCGUGCGCCGGUACUUCGAGUGGGUGGUAACCUUCGAACCAGAAUCUGACCCAGGGAGCACCGACACGGAGAUGGCUGUGGUGCGAACAGCGCGGCUACACAACGAAAUGGCGGUAUCUCCUGAUGAAGAUCUUACAUGGAAAUGGCUGGAAAGAACAUCACAAGAUGGGGUCCUUCUUGAGUGGAACUGA